AUGGAAUUCAACUACACUGACGUGAAUGAAACAUGUCAGAACGAGUUGGGAGAUGUAAUCCCAUGCAACUCGUCCAACUGCGUGCCUGGUGCAACAGAUGAUCGGGAAAUCCUGGCCCUCAAGGUGUUCAUGACAGUGAUCUACACUGUGAUCUUCAUCACAGGCUUUUUGGGCAACAUGUGCACUUGCCUCGUCAUCAGCCAGAACCGCUACAUGCAAACCGCCACCAAUUACUACCUGUUCAGUCUCGCGGUCUCUGACUUGCUCUUUCUCAUGCUCGGAUUCCCCGACGAAAUGAAUAAGACGUGGAAUAAGCGGAAUUACGUAUUUGGUGCCGCGUUUUGCUGGUUGCGAGGCUUGGGUGCCGAGACUUGCGCCAACGCCAGCAUCCUCAUAAUCGUGGCAUUCACUGUGGAACGUUGGAUCGCAUUGUGUCACCCAUUCUCCAGGGCUCAUCACAGCGGUACUCGACUAGGUCGUGUGACGAAGAUCAUCUGCACAUUGUGGGUCCUCGGUCUCAUUUUCGCGGUUCCACAAGUGACACUGCUCGGGAUGGUCCAAGAAGUGACUUGCGAUGGACAACCGAUCCCGGAUGAGCAAAUCUGCUCCAUUGACCAAGAGUACAACAACUAUGCUCGAUACGCAUUCCAGGCGUCCACGUUUCUCCUGUUUGUGUUGCCAAUGGUCAUCAUUUCGUUCCUUUACAUUCGGAUUUGCUUAUCGCUGUCGCGCAGCGAACGGUACUUUGACGGGGACACCAAACUGUCUUACCGGAGCACCAUGAGCAAGAACCGCAGGACUUUGCCGGAGCAGGCUGCUCAGGAACUUGGGGAUGAUCAAGACCCUGGCAGGCCAUCGACUUCGCAAGUGCAUCGCACUGGAGUCGAGAACUCGAAAGCCAACGUCAUAAAAAUGCUCGGUAUGUGCAACCUAUUUGUACAGUAUAAUUAA
This is a messenger RNA of Notodromas monacha, 951 nucleotides long. The record is from the annotation of a GenBank genome assembly. NCBI's taxonomy places the organism in Eukaryota, Metazoa, Arthropoda, Ostracoda, Podocopida, Cyprididae.